AUGUCUCUCAACGGGCUCGACGAUGCCAGCGUAACACAAGCAUACCAGGGUGCCCUCGCCGAGGCUGGCGGAUGGCUCCUCCUCAAGUACGCGUCCCGCGACGCCGUUGAAGUGCUCAAGCAGGGCACUGGCGGCGCCGGCGAGGUGCGCGCUGCUGUCGCCCAGUAUGAAGAAAAGUCGCCGCUGUAUGGCUUCAUGCUGUACCGCCGGCGCAAGGUGCUCGUCAAAUAUCUGCCCGAGGGGACUUCGCGACUGCUGCAGGCACGUGUCGCCGUCCACUUCAUUACCGUGACGGAGCGCUUCUCGCCGCACGACUUCGUCCUCGCCGUCUCCACCCCGGACGAGCUGAGCGAUGCCGCUCUCACUGCCGCCUGCACACUGCACACCGCCGCGCCCUCCAGCUCCUCCUCGUCAGGGUCGUCCCGCGCGCAGAAGCUGAGCUGGAUACAAGAAGCCGCCGAGGAGGGCAGCAUGCUCGGAGGAGAUGACAGCGCGGCUGCAGGUGCUUCGCGGCCGGGCACUGCCAAGUCAGUCAUACCAACUAUAGUCGAGCCCAUCGAGGAGGUACCCGAGAUGCCGCCUACGAGGGUCGCCUCCAUGAUGUCAGACAGUGCAAUGUCCGUUCCGCUGAUGAUGGAGGUGAUGGAAGAAAAGGCACCGCCGGUGCCCAGAACACUGCCCGAGAUCACCCAUGUCACUAUCGAGAAGGUUACGGAGACGCCACCAGCCGACCAGUCCGAUCUCACAGACAUGCAGGAUACGCUGAAGAGCUACGACAAAUUAUUCGAAAACGGACCAGAGCCGCGCUCGUCGUCUCAGACUGCCCGCCCCAACUACGACGAGCUGUACGAGCACUACUAUGCCCAAUACUCAAAACCAAAGGUCAAGCUGGGCCCAAGACCGCGCCCGUCUAUGGACGGCAAGAGGCCUUCGACGUCAGGAAGUGUACCGCAGGUCGGCUCGAGGCCAAAGUCAUCGCUGCCCGCGGGGCUGCGCUCAGCAACUCGGAAGGCAGCUGAUGAACGUGCCGUCAAAGCGUCGAAAGAUUCUCAGACCGUCCCCAGUCUCGCCCUCCCACCGCCACCACCGAUACCAGCAGCAAGCGAACCUCCGAGCUCUCCAAUCUCACUGGCCUUCACCGCGAGAUCCCCCGCUAGUGUUCGGUCAAUGCCCGUGUCUUCAUACAGCAGCCAUCACAGGUCCACUGGGAUGACUCAAGAAAAGACGAGGUUGAUGAAGGCAUUGGAGAUGCGAAAGAAGCAGAUGAAGGUGCAAAUAGAAAGGCAGGAGAAGCUUGCAGAACAGGCGGUAGCAAACUCUCAGGCGGAGGCACGAGAAGCAGAAUCAAAGGCGGCUGAUGCUGCGUCAAUUGCGUCCAAGCAUGAGGAUACAGCGGAAGACACCGAAGCUGAGAAGCAGUCAACGGCUGGAGACGAUACAGCUUCUUCCCUAGGGCUUGACAACUCCGGCCUGGCAUUUGCAAGCAAUAGCAUCGACGAGGAGCAAUCCGUCGACAGCCUGCCAACCGUUGUGCCAGAGAGCAGAACACCGAUUCCUUCAAUGAUCCACACUACCCCACCACCCACGGACGAUGAGCAGACCUCGGAGGGAGCCGCCGAUCUGCAAACAAGAGAGGUGGACAUGGCACAAUCGACAAUAUCAGACGCACAAGACGAUUCGCAGGCACACAGGCGGUCCAAACGCGAGUCCAUGCUCUUCGUACCCACCGGUGACGCGUCACCACUGGACGACUCGAAGUUCAAGAAGCGCAACAGGGAGUCCAUCAUCAUGCCCACCCCCAUUCAACAAACCCCCAACCAUAAAAAGAGGCAGAGCUGGUAUGAAACCAAAGGGAAGCGCCCCGCACCACUCGAUGCUCUCCACGUCAGUGCAGAAAACUCGGAGGCCGAGUAUCUAUCAGAUGACUCGUUCAUGGAAGAGCUGCAGAGCGCAACCGUGCAGGAGGCCAAGCCCAUGUCGGUCUCCAAGUCCCCCAUCACUCCCUACUUUUCUCGGAAAUCAUUCACCCGCGGCAGUAUGACGCCUGAGAGUUCAUCGCCUUACAUGAAGCCUUCACCAGAACCGAUGCCACGGAAAAUCUCUGGUCCCUGGCCACCGCAAGUCAACGUAGAGAAAGUUGCGGCAAAGAAGAUCAAUGUCUCUUCAGGCAUCUCGCAGAGAAUCAAGGCCCUGGCAGAGAAGACCAGCCGUGAGAUGUUGCCACCAACAACACCUGGUGGAGGAUUAGACUCGUCGAGUCACAGCAGCCUCGCGCAACGGAAAUCCUCUUUCUUCGCAACGACGCCGAUAGAGACCUCGCCGAACGGAAGGCCCGUCUCGCGUCUUGGCAAUCCCGCCUUCCUAAACUCAUCUUCAACAACGCCAGAAAAGAAGAGCAUAGCAGCACCGAAACCUAUCAAGGCUACGGUGUACAAUGUGCAAAGAGGAAGCGAACAGCCCGAGUCAGUACAGGUCACUGCUCGAAUUGUCCGAGAUGAGCGGACCAAGCAGCCAACACUUGCUAUGCCGAACGAGGGAGCACCUCUCGAACUUCACCAGAGCCCUCUAAUCAUAGAUCAUCAGAAGCCUCGGUUCACGCCACCUCCUACACGGGGCCGGACUGAGCCUACAUCUCCCGUGGCAUCUUCAAUCGCACACUCGCGCGACCAGAGUCUUGCACCAUCACGGACCUCGUCUGAGAGUGCCUGGAGACCAUUUGGGCGCCGCAUGAGCGAGUCCAGGUCAAUCCACAGCCACGACGGCGACGAGAAGCGCGAGGACAAGAAAGACAAGAAGGAGUCACGCACAAGCAAGAUGUUUAAACGCAUGUCCUCGUCAAUGUCCUCCAUGCCGUGGAAGGCGUCAACCAGCAACCUGAGCUUCCCCGAGCACAACACAGCGCACACAUCCCUCGCCUCGUUACGCGAGCCCCCCUCCCCCGUGCACAUCGGCGACCUAAACAUUCAAUUCCCGGACACCCUGCUAUGGAAGCGCCGCUAUGUCGAGAUCGACUCGAUGGGCAACCUCGUCCUCAGCCCCUCCAAGUCCAACGAAAAGGGCAUCGUCAAGCGCUUCCACCUCAGCGAGUUUCGCGCGCCGUACCCGCCGGACCAGGACCGUCAGGAGCUGCCGAAUAGCGUUGUGCUCGACUUUGUGGAUGGAAGAUGCCUGCAGUGUGCGUGUGAGACGUACAUGGCGCAGGCUCAUGUGCUGCAGAUUCUCCGCGAAGCCCACGACGCCUGGCUCGCUUACAACCAAACCCUAUAA
Parastagonospora nodorum SN15 is the source of this 3267-nucleotide messenger RNA. RefSeq lists its product as hypothetical. NCBI's taxonomy places the organism in Eukaryota, Fungi, Ascomycota, Dothideomycetes, Pleosporales, Phaeosphaeriaceae. The record is from RefSeq and is a predicted model, not a curated record. The transcript is spliced from 5 exons. Bases 1 to 3267 code for a protein of 1088 amino acids.